This is a messenger RNA of Amphibalanus amphitrite, 4604 nucleotides long. RefSeq names its product homeobox protein cut-like. The coding region runs from base 217 to 4158 and encodes 1313 amino acids. Lineage: Eukaryota; Metazoa; Arthropoda; Thecostraca; Balanomorpha; Balanidae. The record is from RefSeq and is a predicted model, not a curated record. The transcript has 16 exons. Gene Ontology annotation, molecular function: DNA binding.
ACCGCGGCUUUGGAAUACAGCCAGACGGCUCAGCAUAAGCUAUCGAAGCUGGCUGAUCUACAGAUCGAGAACAACCAGCUCAGAGACACACUCAAAGACUACAAUGAAGAGCUGAAGGAUGUCAAAAGCCAAGGAGUCACCAUCAAACAAUUGGAAGAGAAAAUCCGCCAGUUUGAAACCAAUCAAGAAAGCAUUAUUGAGGAGCGCACCAAGGAGAUGGAGCGCGACCUGCUGCGUGAGUUCCAGGAGCGAGAGCAGACGUACCACGACGAGCAGCUGCUGUCGACCAGGCGGUUGGCUGAGGCCGAGCACCGCGUGGCCCAGCUGACCAGCGAUCUCGAACUGAGCCAAAGUGAGCUGUUCGAGGUCAAGGCCAAAUAUGAGGAGAACACCCACGCCAGGUCUGACGAACUGGACAUGGUGUUGGAGGACCUGGAGCGUGCGAAUCACAGAGCUGCCCUGGCCGAACGCGAGGUGGACAGUCUGAAAGAGCAACUGGCGGCCACUGUCAAACGGGCACAGCUCGCCGACGAGGCCGAUGGCGGCUCCGAUUCGCAACGACGCUCCGCCACCGAACGACAGCUCGCUUCCAAAGACAAUGAGAUCUGUCAGCUGGUUGAGGACGUGCAAAGGCUGCAAAGUCAACUAUCCGAGCUCGAAAAUCAGUCCGUAUGCCAAAGAGCCAAACUCGAGGAGGAGCUGUCGCAAAAGAGCAGCAUCAUCCAAAGGCUCGAGGCGAUUAUUGAGCAGCAAAAGGACUAUGAAGAGCUCAAAAAGGAAUUCUCGAUCCUGAAAUCGAUCGAGUUUCCUGGCACGUCCCAGCCAUCGGCCGGCGGCGCCGAUGACAGAUCUCAGUCGGAAGCCCGACCGCUGCAGGUGCUCAUGCUGGAGAAGAGCAAGGCCAUGCAGAACGAGAACACAGCGCUCAAAGUGAAGACCUCCGAGCUGCAGGGCGAGGAGAGCUGGCGCGGCCCCUCGGACGCCGAGGAGGCGGCCAGUCCGGACGGCAAGUCGAGUCCGGCGGCCACCGAGCCGCUGCCGAGCCCGCGGCCCAGCCCCAGCCCGGCCGAGCACGCCGCCACAGUGGCUGCCGCCGCCGCCGCCGCCUACCGCUUCGACGAGACGGACCGCGCCGACCGGCUCAUCCCCAAGGGCGACCCGAUGGAGACCCGGCUCCAGGAGAUGCUCCGCUACAACAUGGACAAGUUCUCCAACCAGAGUCUGGACACGCUGCAGCUGGCGCGGCGUGUGCGCGAACUGCUCAGCGUCAACAACAUCGGGCAGAGGAUGUUCGCGCGCUACAUCCUCGGCCUGUCGCAGGGCACUGUCAGCGAGCUCCUCAGCAAACCCAAGCCCUGGGAGAAACUCACAGAGAAGGGCCGCGACAGCUACCGAAAGAUGCACGCCUGGGCGGUCGACGAUGCUGCCGUCUACCUGCUGAAGGCCGUCAUACCAAAGAAAGCCAAGGACUCACGGCCGUCUCUGGUGGGCCGUCCUGAGGAGACCGUGGCCGACGAGCGGAUCGCGCACAUCCUCACCGAGGCGUCGCAGGCGAUGAAGUCUGAGCAGCCGUCCGGAUCGGAGGACCGUCCGCCGGCGGAGGCCGCCAGCCCGUCUGCCCAGUCCCCGCUGUCGGACUCGCGGGAUGCGCUGCAGCGUAUGCGGCGGCUGGGCGGACCGGGUCCGGGUCCAGAGGAGGGGACACAGGAGAAGAUCGCCCGCCUGUACCAGGAGCACCUGGCCAAGAUGAUGGGACAGCGGCCCGACAUGCCGCCCGGCUUCAGUCUUGACCACUACCAGCGACUCCGUAACCCGGAGGAGCUGCGUAGCGCCAUGGACUUCUACAACCAGGAGCUGGUGCGGCACAUGCAGCACCUGCAGCAGGCUCAGCAGCAGCACCAGCAGGCGCAGCAGCCGCUGCCGGCCGUCAGCGGCGCCGGCCCGGCGGCAGCAGCGGCUGCUGGACAGCAGGAGAGACCACCGACUCGCGGCGGCCGGCCGGACAGUCCGGCGGACGGGGGUGACGAGAAGGGCAGCUCAGCGUUCAGCCAGGUCCGACCGCCCUCGACCGAGGCGCACAAAGCGACGGCCGUGUCCAGUCCGGGCUCUCUGCCGCCCACCUCGGGCGGGGGCGGCUCGGCGGUCGGCCCGGGUCCCGGCCCGCUGUCCGGCCUCCACCCGGCCGGGUUCUUCAUGCACUCGGCGGCGGCGGCAGCGGCUGCGGCCGCGGCCUCCACCGCGCCCGACGAGCUGGUCACGGCUGCCAGCCCGCUGCAGCGGAUGGCCAGCAUCACCAACUCGCUGAUGAACAGCGCCGCGCUGCCCCCGCUGCAGCCGCACCCGCCGCGACCCAUGAAGGCCGUGCUGCCGCCCAUCACCCAGCAGCAGUUCGACCAGUUCAGCAACCUCAACACGGAGGAGGUGGUCAGGAGGAUCAAGGAGCACCUCAGCCAGUACUCCAUCUCACAGCGUCUGUUCGGCGAGUCGGUACUAGGCCUGUCUCAGGGCUCCGUCUCCGACCUGCUGGCGCGCCCCAAGCCCUGGCACAUGCUCACCCAGAAGGGUCGCGAGCCCUUCAUUAGGAUGAAAAUGUUCCUGGAUGACGAGAACGCCGUGCACAAGCUGGUGGCCAGUCAGUACAAAAUAGCGCCCGAGAAACUGAUGCGCACCGGCUGCUACAAUGGAGGCUUCCCCAAGAUGCCGCUGAAGCUGCCGGACAUGCCCAAGUCUCUCGAGUCGCCGCUGCCGCCGGCUGUCUCACUGGCCGCCGGAGGUUUCCCCGGCCUGCCGCCGGCGGCGCUAGCGUCGCGCCUCCCCGGCAUGGACCCUCUGAUGAAGUUUGGCCUGCGGAUGCCCACCGCAGGCCAGCUACCUAUGUCUGUGUACGAGACAGCGGCCAUCACUCCGGAGCUGGAUACACAGUACAUCACCACCAAGAUCAAGGAGGUGCUGCUGGCCAAUAACAUCGGACAAAAGCUGUUCGGAGAGACGGUGCUGGGCCUGUCUCAGGGGUCGGUCAGUGAACUGCUCUCCAAGCCCAAACCGUGGCACCUGCUCAGCAUCAAGGGCCGCGAGCCCUUCAUCCGGAUGAAGAUGUGGUUGGAGGACACGCCGAGGAACCUGGACAAGCUUCAGCGCAUCAAGAGCGACCGCAAGGAGAGCUCCAAGCGGCGCCGCUCACAGAUGGAGACCGCCAGUGAGAGCAACGACAGCUCGGACGUCUACUCCACCAUGUCCAACAGCCCCAACGCCAAGAAGUCGCGCGUCCUCUUCUCUGACGAGCAGAAGGAAGCGCUGAAGCUGGCGUUCGCCAUGGACCCGUACCCCAACAUGACAUCCGUGGAGUUUCUGUGCCAGGAGCUCAAUCUGACCCACCGCACCAUCACCAACUGGUUCCACAAUCACCGGAUGCGGCUGAAGCAGCAGACGGGGGCCGCCGGAGAGCCGGCGCCCUACCUCGCCGCGGGGGCGCGCGACGGCCAACAGCUGGAUCCGCUCCAGUUCCGACUGCUGCUGAACCGGCGUCUGCAGGAACUGCACCGAGAGAAGGCAGUGGCGGCUGGCGGCGGAGGUCCCCUGCCGGGCCCGCUGCCGUUCGCCGGGCUCACUGGUCCCCUGCCCUUCCCCUUCCUCGACGGUCGGCUGUCCGGUGAGCCCAUGAGCGGUCUCGAUCUGAGCAUGAAGUCCGACAACGACUUCGACAACCAGAGUGACGACGCGUCCAACAUGUCCGGCGGCUCGAGUCCGCCGCCGGCCGGUUCGCCGGAGGGUGACGAUGAUGAUGAGGAGGGCGGUGAGCGACGUCAGGCGGCGCCGGCGGGCCGCAGCUCGCGGCGCAAGCCGGCCGCGCCGCAGUGGGUGAACCCGCAGUGGGCGGCCGAGCCGCGCCGGACGCCGCAGCCGCAGCAGCUCAUCAAUGGCGUCUGCGUGAUGCAGACCGAGCUGGAGGGCGGCGAGGCGGGCGCCGAGCCCGCCCAGCCGCUGGUCCGGGUCGAACCAGAGAGCGCGCCAGAGCCCGACCCCGAGCUGAAACGGGAGCCGGACGACGCCGAACGGGAGGAGGAAGGCCCGGAGCCCGAACAGGAGCCGGAGCCGGAGCCGGAGCCGGUGAAGGGGGAGCCGACCGACGCCGAGCCGGACUCGUCAGAAGCCGAGUAGCCGGCGCACGUGCAAUGUCCAGUCGUGGCGCUUCUCGUACACACUAUCCAGUCAGCCAAGUUCAGAUGCCAAGUGAUACGUCAGUUCGACUCUAAACCGGCCCUCGGGGGCGCCACAGAGUGGCGUCUGGCCGCCGUUGCCGCCGACGGCCCACUCGCGUUGUGUUCUCAUCCCAUAUUUUUGUAUGUGUGCCGCCGCCGCCGCCGCGCGGCCGGCGUCCCGGCGUCGGUGGCGGUGGCGGCCGUUUUUAUGUAGUCCGAGGAAGGGCCGAGCGACUGGUCGGGCUGAGCGGCCCGCUCGCGCUAGUCGGCCGACAAAAGACAGAGAGGUGGUGCGCUCGGUACGCGCGCUGCAGGACGUUGUUCGUGUUGUCUGUUCUCCCCUCACGUUGUUAUUGCCGAGUGGUGUUCCGGCCGCUGCCUUACUGCGCCCGGCGGGGUCGGUCG